AUGGAUCCUGCGACAUGGCUCUCCUUCAUGCAAUCACUGGAGAAGAUCUUCGCCGACAUCAUUGCCGAUAGCACCAACAAACACGAGUUACCGUCUCUACUUCAGCCCCAGAUUUUGACUUGGGUAUCGCAAGUAUCAAAGUUCGGGCCCACCUUAACGAAGCUCGAAGAAGUAUCCGACAGUUCAUUCGCAGUACGUCAAAUGUUAUCUUAUGGUACCGAACCACAAAGGAAACAGAACCUGGCCAUGCUUUCACAUCUCCAAAAAGCGGAAGGGAAUUCAGCCGAGAGAAUUAUGCAAAACAUUGUCAUAUGGGUACGCGGUCGAAUGUCGGAUAUGCGCGAGGUCAUUGAGUAUUUAUCUAAACUACUGGACGCACCAUAUGAGGCUAUAGAAGCUUGCAACGAGAUUUGGGAUGCGAGAUGUGGAUUUCUGGACAUACCUGGUCUUCCUACUCACGAGCAAGCUGUUCUUUCUCGGAUCGUCUCGAGAGAUGUUGUCUACUACGACGGCGCGUCCAAACAGUACAAGAUCAUGACGCAACCAGACUCAUUGACGCCAAAGAAGAAGAAACCCCUUCAAACAAUUGCCAAGCGAAGAUACGACAUCCCACUAGCUGUGGCUGAGGUCAUGGUUGCUGGUUGGAUCCAAGACGACGACGUAGCAGCAGAGACGAAAACGAUCAUCGAACGCCUCGCUCAGCUACUCAAGUUGAAAGUAUACAAGCAGACCAUCCCUCAAGUCACGCUCUCUAAAGCAACAGAAUUCUGGGAUAGCAUCGAAGCAGAGAUCAUGCAAGAAGCCGAACGCCUCGAAGGGCUAAAGCGAACACUGAAAGCGAAAGACCCCUUGCAGACAGCCUUGCUGAUCGAGGAGUACAAUAUACCCGAUAGCAAUCUGCUGGAAGAUGAAAUACAAGAACUACCUUCCGGCAUCAUCGAUCUAGUUGAACUAAUCGAUGAUGACGAGAUUGAGAUGAGCUUCACACUCGCUUCCUACACUGAGCUACAACGAAGCGCAAUGGGCGUACCGAGCACAGCGAACAACCUUCUCUUACGGCUAACCAUCGAUCGGUACGCCCUCCCCCUCGACGUCCGCAUCCCCGAAAUCCGCACCGACAUCUUCGCCGUCGACAUGCUUCUCAGCUCUGUCUACAGCGCCGCCAUGGCCAACAAAGCCGAGCUCCUCCCUAACUGUCCCAUCCACCCCAUCAGCACCGUCAAAACCAUACUCGAUAGUCUCCCCAAACUGUCCGUCAUCCGCGACGCAGUCCACAUCUCCACUGUCCUAUCCAGAUACCACGCCGACGCUGAGAAGCUCAUCUCAUGGGCAUGUACGCACUAUAGAGGCUAUAUAGCUACAGCGAACGGUCUAUGUAGGAUCAAGAAUCUGCCUAUGGGGACGCAUCAUUUUGUCCUGGCGAAUGCGAGUCCGGCACUGGAAACGGCAUAUAUGGCAAAAUUUCCGAGGCCUUCUACGCAGACUACAGUACUAUUUCACGGUACAUCACUCGACCGCCUCCCAGCAAUCCUCGCUAAAGGCCUUAUCGUUUGCUCGGGUACGACUCUCCAACGCACGGGGGCUGUGUAUGGGAGAGGUAUUUAUAUGGCGGAAGAUCCUGCGACGUCGUUUAGUUAUGCGCCUGUCUACUCGACGUGGAAGAACAGUGCGCUGGCUAAUAUGCGUGUUAUCCUUGGGUGCGAGGUCGUUGGGCAGGGUAACAGCGUUACCACCGGUGUUCAUGUUAUUACCGAUGAGGCGAGUGUGAUGGUGCGAUAUAUCUUUCUAUUCCGACAGAACGCUCAUGCGCCUGUUGCGAAUCAUGUUGUUACGGCUAUGAAGAGUGCGAUGGCGGCGAUGAGGACGGGUGUCGUGUAG
Messenger RNA from Alternaria conjuncta, 1878 nucleotides. RefSeq lists its product as uncharacterized. The transcript is spliced from 2 exons. The record is from RefSeq and is a predicted model, not a curated record. Gene Ontology annotation, molecular function: NAD+ poly-ADP-ribosyltransferase activity. Lineage: Eukaryota; Fungi; Ascomycota; Dothideomycetes; Pleosporales; Pleosporaceae. Bases 1 to 1878 code for a protein of 625 amino acids.